Neltuma alba is the source of this 1455-nucleotide messenger RNA. Its product is annotated as zinc finger protein ZAT9-like. Gene Ontology annotation, biological process: regulation of DNA-templated transcription. NCBI's taxonomy places the organism in Eukaryota, Viridiplantae, Streptophyta, Magnoliopsida, Fabales, Fabaceae. The coding region runs from base 102 to 1208 and encodes 368 amino acids. The transcript has a single exon. The record is from RefSeq and is a predicted model, not a curated record.
UAAUAUAGUUCUCUCUCAGAAACAUACCAACCAGGAAGACGAACAGAGUAUUCGCUCUCUGUUUUUCAUCGUUCGGUGUCUGACUCUGAUCUUCUUGCUUCAUGUUCAUGGAGAAGCGCGAGUGCAAGCUUUGCUCCAAAACCUUCGCUAAUGGCAGAGCUCUGGGAGGUCACAUGAGGUCUCACAUGAAGAAGCUUUCGCUACCUUCCAAGCCACAGGAAUCCCGAUCGCCUUCUCCCACUUUACUGAGUUUCGCGGCCGACUCGCCUUCUUCUUCUUCUUCAUCUGAAGAUGAAGGAGACAACGGUCUGAGUUAUGUCUUCAGAGGGAAACCGAAGAGGAGCAUUCGCAUCGUAGAUCCUGAGUUUUCGUUUGUUGUGGAUCCUAACGGCUCUGUGAUUCAAGACAGAGAGAGCGAGACGGAGACCGAGUCAUCCAAGAAGCCAAGUCGGAAACGAUCCAAACGAGCUUGGAAACUCGGUAGUUCCGAUGAUGAUGACGAUGAUGAUGAUCACUACUGUCACAAGAAAAUUCAGCAACAAGAAACAGUGGGAAAAGUCAAAUCGAACGAACUGUGUAAGACCGAGUCGUGGAUUCCGGAGCCUGAACCGGCGAGUUCGAUCUCCGAUACGACCACCGAAGAAGACAUCGCGUACUGCCUUAUGAUGCUUUCUAGGGACAAAUGGAAGAGACAAAAGGAUCUGAAAGACCAAUACGACAUCGCGGAGGAAGACGAGGACAAGGACGAAGACGAAGACGCGGAAGAAGACGAAGGCGAUGAAUCCGAGGGGGCUUUGAAAGCGUUGAAAUCCAGAACUCGCGGUAAGUACACGUGCGAGACGUGCAAGAAGGUGUUUCGAUCUUAUCAAGCACUUGGUGGUCACAGAGCGAGUCACAAGAAGAUCAAAGUGGAGCCCGAGAAUCAUAACAAUAAUGAAGGCACUUCAUCUUCUUCAAUGUUGGAUAAGAAAAUUCACGAAUGCCCUAUCUGUUUCAGAGUUUUCUCUUCAGGUCAAGCUCUUGGGGGACACAAGAGGACCCAUCUUACUGGGUCGUCGUCGACAUUACCGACUCAAACUUCCACUAAGCCGGUCGAAAAUUUCAUAGAUCUUAACCUUCCUGCUCCGACGGACGAAGACGACAUCAGCCAAAUCGACAAUUCUGGAGUUUCAGAUGCUGAAUUCGUCAUUGAUCGCAUCAGACAGUGAAGAAAUUCUGGUGCUUUAGCACCUAGAUUACUUCAAUUCAAAGGUAACUAAAAGAGAACAAAGUUUUGGUCAAAUUUUCUGUAUAAUUUUAUAUAACUUAUAUGCUUAAUUAGUCUUUAAUUCUUUCCUUUUGGAAUUCUAACUUGUAAUUCAGUUCUCCUGAAUUAUGAUGCUUUGCUUCUGUAACAAGUGACUUUAAUUAGCAUCCAUUAAUGGAGGAACCCAACUAUUGUGUUUAGGGUUGUUA